GCCGCUCGCUAUUGGCUCCGCCGGCUCCCGGCGCGCACUGCGGCUGGAGCGCGGGAGCGGCGGCGGGACGGAGCCGCGGGGAUGGGAAUCCAUGGCCUGGCCAAGCUUAUUGCUGACGUGGCUCCUGGCGCCAUCCGGGAGAAUGACAUCAAGUCUUACUUUGGCCGGAAGGUCGCUAUAGAUGCCUCCAUGAGUAUCUACCAGUUCCUGAUUGCCGUGCGGCAGGGAGCUGAAGUCCUUCAGAAUGAGGAGGGCGAGACCACGAGCCACCUGAUGGGCAUGUUCUACCGGACCAUUCGCAUGGUGGAGAACGGCAUCAAGCCAGUUUACGUCUUUGAUGGCAAGCCUCCGCAGCUGAAAUCGGGGGAGCUGGCAAAGCGGACUGAGCGCCGGGCUGAGGCUGAGAAACACCUGCAGGAGGCUCAGGAGGCUGGAGAGGAGAGUAACAUUGAGAAGUACAGCAAGAGGCUGGUCAAGGUGACCCAGCAGCACACCGACGAGUGCAAGAAGUUACUAAGGCUGAUGGGUAUCCCCUAUGUGGAGGCACCAGGGGAGGCCGAAGCCAGCUGCGCUAUCUUGGUGAAGGCUGGGAAGGUCUAUGCCGCUGCCACAGAAGAUAUGGAUUGCCUGACCUUCGGCAGUCCUGUACUGAUGCGACAUCUUACUGCCAGUGAGACGAAGAAGCUACCCAUCCAGGAGUUUCACCUGAACCGUAUUCUACAGGAUCUAGGGCUGACCUGGGAACAGUUUGUGGAUCUGUGUAUCCUCCUGGGCUGUGACUACUGCGAGAGCAUCCGUGGCAUUGGGCCCAAGCGUGCCGUUGAGCUCAUCAGGGAGCACAAAACCAUCGAGAAGAUCGUUCAGCAGAUAGACACCAAGAAGUUCCCUCUGCCGGAAAACUGGUUGCACAAAGAGGCCCAGAAGCUCUUCCUAGAGCCUGAUGUGGUCAACCCUGACGCUGUUGAGCUGAAGUGGACCGAGCCGAAUGAAGAAGAGCUCGUUGAGUUCAUGUGCGGGGAGAAGCAGUUCAACGAAGAGCGGAUACGCAACGGUGUCAAGAAGCUGAGCAAAAGCCGGCAGGGCAGCACGCAGGGCCGGCUGGACGACUUCUUCAAGGUGACGGGCUCCAUCACGUCAGCCAAGCGCAAGGAGCCAGAGACCAAGGGGUCAGCGAAGAAGAAAGCCAAGACCAACAGCGCCGCAAAGACCAAAAAGGGAAAAUAGCCAGACUGGCCGCCUGCAAACCCCUGUGAUUUGUUUUUUAUGCUCAACCAGGAAUUUUAGGCUAAUAACAAACGGUCAUCUUUGUUCUGCAUGUUAGUGCUGGGAAGGAUGCUGCUAAAGUGCUUCCCCACCAGGCUAGGUUAGUGAAUCGGAUAAGCAUCUUCCUGCGCAGCAGUAGUAACAAAUGAGGCUAGGAGAGAAGAGAGCUGAAACAACCGCAGCAUGGGGGGCUUGGAGGGGUGAGGAACCAGGGAGUUGCGUUCAGCAGUUCAGCAGCAGCGUUCAUCGGUGUGAGACUUUUGAUGAGGAGGCCACAGGAGGGAGAUACCCAGGCUGUGGAGUUCAAGGGAGGUGCUGAUCACAGACACCCUCUCUGAUUUCAGAAAUAAAAAGUUAAUUGGCUAGAGAGCAAACUGGGUAUGAAUGAUAGAUUUCUGCCUGACGAAAUCCACCCAAAAAAGAGGUAGGUGCAAACAGCAGAGGCUGAAGGAGAAACUGGGGAGAUGUGAAUGGAAGGUAAGCUGGAAUUGGAAAGGAGACUUGAAGUAAUGAAGCAAACUCCCACUUCCCCAUCUAAUGAGGGUUGGGAAUAGGUUAUUCAUUCCCUACUGUGGUAAUUUUUUAUUUGUUUAAAAAAAAAAAAAAGUUAUAAUCCCGAUUCCAGCAAAGUUCUGGCCUGUUCUUAGUGCGUAAACCGAGGACAAGCUGGGCGGAGGCUGCAGCUCUCCAAGGCUGAAUUUUGCUGCUAGGUUCUGGUUUAUGUUUAAAAAGAAAAAAUGUUAAACCUAGAACGGAAGCCUGUUCACUCCCUAAUUUCAUAUGGCAUUCUUCCAUGUUGUACACCCAGAGACUGGUCCCAGACUAAGAAGAAAAAGAGAUAGCGCCUCUUUUUUUUUACUUUAUUUUAUUCUGCAUUUUGCAUAGUCUUUUCCUCUUACAUGUCAAUGCGAUGCGCUGGGCUUUGUUUUCAGAAUAAAACUUAUACACAAAUACAA
This is a messenger RNA of Phalacrocorax carbo (great cormorant), 2219 nucleotides long. The record is from RefSeq and is a predicted model, not a curated record. NCBI's taxonomy places the organism in Eukaryota, Metazoa, Chordata, Aves, Suliformes, Phalacrocoracidae.